AUGCAGCCUCAUGUCCCCAACGUUUCUUCACCUACUCUAGCAACUCCCAAACCCUCCUCGCUUAAUCUCAAACCGUCAGUCCCUCUUUCUUACCCUCAGCAGAAAGAAAAUGGUACUUCAGAUGAGGAAGUCAAGGGGGUUGAAGAUGGGCAUGAUGGGGAUUUGACAGCGAACGACAUCGAUGGCCCUAUGACACCCACUGCGGACAGUCACAGUAAUCCAAGUCUCGCUUCCUCGUCCUCGUCAAACAUCGCUUCUCCAAAUCCAACUACCAUCUCCCUCCUCAGUUCAUCUACCAACCCUCCUCCUCCUCUCUCUCAAUCUAACAAUGGCUUAGCGGAAGUAGGUCUAGGUUCAAUACAAUGUGAAGAUCAGUUGAAGUCGGCAUUACAAUCUAAAGAUCGGAUGUUCCUCUUAGUCUUGUCUAAAGAGAUAGAAAGUUUUAUUAUCAAAUUGUCCUCUGGACAGAUAUCCCAACAGCAACAGCAACAGCUACCGACGGAGAGUCAGAUACCCAUGAUUCAGUUAAAUGCCAGUACGACGAUCGGUGUAACUCCCACGAGCAAGUUUCAGAGGAUGUUGGUGUAUAAGACGGCUGAAUGGUAUGGGAUGAAAGCUAUACCUGGUCAGGAUGGGGGGAUGAUCGUUGGUCUAUUGGGGGAACUCAAUGAGAAAAGCACCACACUGAAACUAUCUGAACUUGUUCCCCCAGCACCAUCGUCAAGCUCACAAACGCAGAAAUUCCGCAUCAUGCAGCGCGCUCCUACGCGAACUGGCGAGGCAUCUGGCAGCUCAUCCCCUGCAGAGGGAUCAAGCUCAUCAAGUGGAACAAAGUGGAAAACAUUGGAAGAGAGAGAAGCUGCAUAUGCCGCUGCUAGAGAGAAGAUCUACGGUAAAUCGUUAGAAGCGGAUCCGAACGAAAUCACGAGCGAGGCCAUCGAAACUCUCCAGAACGAAGAGCCUCCCACUCCUCAAGAGGACGAAGAGAUUGACCCUGUGCCUAGGCAACUGUAUCAGCAGUUCGAUGUGGUGUAUCCAUCGCUUUAUCAUCCACCAAAAGCUGAACCCACUGCCCCUCCGCCGAUCAAUAACAAUACGACAGGACACCAGUAUCAGUCACAAUCCACCAACAUGUACGGUUACCAGUCGAGCUAUACUUCUUAUCCCCAGCAGAUUGAUGCGAAUGGUUAUCCGAUGAUGCCUCAAGCUUAUUCAUCAGCUCAGACUAUACCACCUCAACAGCCUCAGCAGAAUUUCGGGAUGAUACCUCAGACAUAUAUGGAUCCGAAUCAGAAUGGAUAUAUGAUGCCUCAGCAGAACGGGUAUCCUGUGCCCGUUGGGUGGCAGCAGGUCCCUCCUCAGCAGAAUACUGCUUACCCUAAUCAGAUGAUACCCAAUCCACAACCAUACGGGAUGGUCCCACAGCAGCAGAACGGAAUGAAUGUCCCGCAAGGAUGGCAGUAUACUCAAGCUCAGAUAAUGCAAAACCCGCAACAGCAGCAGCAACAACAGAAUAUGCCAAUGAUCUCACAAGGUGUCCCGUACCCUACAUCGUAUGGAUAUCCACCUCAGACUGCUCAACAACAACCACCAAUACCGCAAUAUAGACAAGGGAGUUACCCACCCCUCGUUCAACCAACUCCCAUGCGACCACCCAUGCAACCUCACAGUUCUGCGUCGAGCAGCAUUUCAUCAAGAUCAUAUCAAGAUGGCUCAAGACCGCAUUCCCGGGGCUCAACGACUAGUACACGAUCUGCUGCAAGUAGCGUCAGACUAGGGGCAAUGUACCCAGCGAGUCAAGGUCCGGGGUAUAGGCAAAGGGGGAUGAAAGGUCAGGGAAUGAAUGGGUUGACAAGUCUAGGGCUGGGUAAUGGUAAUGCGAGUGGUGUGGAGAAUAAGAGAAAUAGAGGUCAAAGUCCUUCAUCCACAACAACCACUUCAUCACGAUCAUCACGUCGGACAAGUUCCAUCCAACUCGCCCCACCUACUUCGUCUCAACAUCAAUUACCACAACGACCCGAUUGGGCAGCCAACAACGUCCCGUACCACCCUUCGCCUCUACCUGAUCCUAUCACUCCCAAUGCAGCUGAGUUCCCACCGCUGUUAAGGCAGGAUCAAGGUACAAACGCCGAGCCUAUGCAAGUCGAACGUGCCAAGAUUAAACCUCCUGUGGGGACUGGACUAGGUGGUGGCUCCGUAUGGAAUGGUACGAUGGUGAAGAACAUACAUCACCAUGAACAACAGCAACAACCACCCCAGGCUAGAAUGACGAUCAUACCUCCGCCUUCUUCUACAUGCAUAUGUACGCCUGGUCCUGUACAUCCGCAUCAAGCAGAUGGUGCAGGAGCAGGCAUAGGGGGGGACCCAGAUUUCCCUAGACGAUUACCCACUAAAACUCAACCUGUUUUAUACGAUCCAUCAUUACCUCGCCAACAUCCGAAUCAACAUUCAAGACCAUCUUCGGUUAAUACCAAUAAAUCCAACACAAAUACAAAUACGAUGUCAGCUGAGGAGAUCAUAGAAGCUAAACUCGCACAGAUCAGUAUCAAUAAUGGUGUACCGAUUGGAAGCGCUCCGACUACCUCUGCGACUUCGUCAAGAGGAGGUGACGGGAAGAGUUAUGCAAAGGUUGUUAGAAGGGAUUGA
Messenger RNA from Kwoniella botswanensis, 2646 nucleotides. RefSeq lists its product as uncharacterized. Bases 1 to 2646 code for a protein of 881 amino acids. NCBI's taxonomy places the organism in Eukaryota, Fungi, Basidiomycota, Tremellomycetes, Tremellales, Cryptococcaceae. The transcript has 4 exons. The record is from RefSeq and is a predicted model, not a curated record. Gene Ontology annotation, molecular function: nucleic acid binding.